AUGAGCAUGGCGUCGAGCCUCCCGGGGAAGAUCAUGCGCAAGGUGCCGCUGCUGUCGGCGCUGGCUUCGCUGGUGACCAAGCUGAUGGCGUCCACCGAGGUGGAGGCGCGGCUCAAGGGCGUGAACCUGGGGAGCAUCAUCAGCUCGCCGCUGGCGCAGGAGAUCAUGAUCCCGUCGGUGGCGACCCUGGCGCGGUGGGGCGUCCGGUUCGUGCCGGCGCCGGAGGGCAUCGCCGGGAUCGCCUUCGACGCCGCGACGGCGACGCUGAGCCUGCCCAUCAUCACGCUGGACGGCAACACGGAGGUGGUGCUGCGCAACCUGGUGGCCUACGAGGCCGUGGCCGUGCGUGGGCCCCUGGUGCUGGCGCGGUACACGGAGCUGAUGAACGGCAUCAUCGACACGCCCAAGGACGUGAAGAUCCUCGGGCAGAGCGGCGUGGUGGUGAACCACCUCAAGAGCGACAAGGAGGCCGCCGACACGUGGAACGGCAUGUGCCGGGCGACGCGGCUGGGCAAGGUGCCCCGGCUGGACGCCGCGAUACGGGAGGUGAACGCGCACCGGAGCCGGCGGGCGGCGGCGCGGGCGCAGAAGCUGCUCAAGAAGUACGUGUUCAGGUCGUGGCGGAUCCUGACGCUGCUCGCCGCCGUCGUGCUGCUGCUCAUGACGGCGAUGCAGACCUUCUGCACCGUGUACCCGUGUUCCCGAUGGUUCGGAUCAGUGUUCCCCCAGAUGCCGCAAGUCGGAGGAACUCAGUGA
Miscanthus lutarioriparius is the source of this 756-nucleotide messenger RNA. The record is from the annotation of a GenBank genome assembly. NCBI's taxonomy places the organism in Eukaryota, Viridiplantae, Streptophyta, Magnoliopsida, Poales, Poaceae.